AUGAGUGCCAACCCUGGUACUAGCGGCGGCGGCGGCCCAUGUGGGGCGUGCAAGUUUUUGAGAAGAAAGUGUAUUCCUGGUUGCAUAUUUGCGCCUUACUUCGACUCGGAGCAAGGCGCAGGGCACUUCGCCGCGGUGCACAAGGUGUUUGGAGCCAGCAAUGUGUCCAAGCUCCUCCUUCAUAUCCCGGUUCACAAGCGCCUCGAUGCUGUCGUCACCAUUUGCUACGAGUCUCAAGCCCGCCUUCGAGACCCUGUCUAUGGCUGCGUCGCUCACAUCUUCGCUCUCCAACAACAGGUGGCGAGUUUACAAGCCGAGCUGUCGUACCUUCAAGCCCAUCUAGCAACACUGGAGCUUCCGUCGCCGCCUCCGCCGCCAAAUUUUGCGGCGCAACCACAGGUGUCCAUCUCAGACCUGCCGUCGGCUUCCUCCCUGCCGGUCACUUACGACUUGUCGUCCCUCUUUGACCCAAUGGCUCAGCCUGCAUGGGCCAUGCAACAGCAGCGGCUCGACCAUCGCCAGUUCUCCAGUGGAGUUGCUGGCGGUUCAUCCACAACGGCGGGAGAGGGCGAUCUUCAAGCCCUGGCCCGCGCACUCCUCCAUAGACAUGGCGGUCCGCCGUGCUCCGAUGCCUCGUCGCAGCCAUCGCUCUCUAAAUGA
Molecule: messenger RNA, 660 nt
Organism: Cucurbita maxima (winter squash)
Lineage: Eukaryota; Viridiplantae; Streptophyta; Magnoliopsida; Cucurbitales; Cucurbitaceae
Product: LOB domain-containing protein 18-like
Exons: 2
Coding region: 1-660 (219 amino acids)
Biological process (GO): positive regulation of DNA-templated transcription; hormone-mediated signaling pathway
Cellular component (GO): nucleus
Source: RefSeq, a predicted model, not a curated record